UGGGAUUCAACUCAGACACAGAUAUACCCGCCUCUGCCUUCUGAGUCCUGCUGUUAAAGGCAUGAGCCAAUACACCCAGUUUGCCCAUCUUAUUUUUCCUUAUAGUUAGUAAUUGUUGAUACAAUUUCUCUCGUGUGUACUCUGUACUGUUGAUUUGUUUCCUUGUCUCUCUCUAUUUGUUAAUAAGCAUUUCUCUUGCAAGGUGAUAUCCCAUUCAAAGGGUACAGAAAUGACAGAAGUGAUCCUCUUAUUCAGUUUUCUUGUAAAGGGACUUGUUGAUUACAUAUAAUUUGUAUGUCAUGAAGUAAGUGUGGGGAGCUUCAGAAUUAUAUGACUAUACUCUCAAAGAACUAUACAUUUACAAUGAUGUAAGUAUUAUGGUUUCUCUUGUACACAUGUAUGGGAUAUUUUAGAAUGCAGUGACCUAUGAUGAUGUUCAUGUCGACUUCCCUUGGGAAGAGUGGACUUUACUGGAUCCUUCCCAGAAGAAUCUCUACAAAGAUGUGAUGCUGGAAACCUACAGGAACCUCACUAUUAUAGGUAAGAUAGAGUUUUCUUCACAUAUUAAAAUGAGAGGACAACUGUUUUUAGUUUUUGGAUGCUCCUCUGUAAUUUGAUUGAGAAAGAAUAUUAGGUGAAUAAAUCAGUCAUAUUCUAAGUUUCACUGAAGGUAGAAACAUAAAUUUUGGACAGUUUUAAAGAAAAUAACAUAUAUUUUCUGGUACGUUAUUUUAGGAUACAAUUGGGAAGACCAUAAUACUGAAGAACAUCUUCAAAGUUCUAGAGGAGAUGAAAGAAUGAAACCUGGAAGCUAAAGGGAAUACCUCAUUGGAGACAUUGGUGGUGCAUCACUGGGCCUUGGCUAUAGGCAAGUAUAUUACUUACCCAGGGUGAGAAAUACUUUCACCUGGGACUACCCCUCAGAGUCCAUCCACUAUUUCAAAUACAUGUGUCAGUUAUGUUUUAUUUAACAAUCUCAGGGAAAUGGAAUGUGAGGAAGGGUCAGUACAACUUUUUACAGCUGUGUUUAGACUAAUUAAAAUGUCUAUGCACAUUAUAAAGCAAAGCACUGAAGCCACAUACCCAGGCUGUACAGAUUUCUAUGAUCUGCUGGAAUAAUGGACCCUCUCAAUGCAGGGAAGGAGAAGCUAAGUUUUAAUCUGUUGUAAACAUUUAUGUUUUUUGCAUCCCUGCUGUGUCACAAGUCACUGAUUUGGGACUUUUUUUAAAAUUUCUUUUGGUUCUCUGAGUAUGGAAUCAUGGAAUGCAGGUACUGCUGCCUUUGCACAUGGAAGAGUAUCAGAAAGGUGAAACUUUAAGAUAAAUUUUAUAACAAGAUCCAUAAAAAAGGGGAAGGACAGAUGGCAUGUUCUCAGAGUCUGUUGACAUACAAGGACGUGGCCAUCAAUUUCUCUGAGGAAGAAUGGGAAUGCCUGGGCACAUGUCAGAGGGAUUUGUACAGAGAGGUCAUGUUGGAGAACUACAGCAACCUGGUUUCUGUAGGUCUUUCUGUAUCAAAACCAGAGCUAUUCACCUGUCUCGAACAGAACAAAGAACCCUGGAUUAUGAACAUAGAGGGAGCAGAAGGUAUAGAACCAGGUCUAAUGAAGAUGUGUGGUCUCAUGCCUGCUGACAUAUUCCUAUAAUGUAAGGUAUUGUUCAGCCAAGUAAGAUAAAUUCACUUGGUCUCCUGAACUCCAUUGCUCUUAGAAAAUUGAAGAGGAAAUAUCAGUAGAUGGAUGAAA
Molecule: messenger RNA, 1745 nt
Organism: Peromyscus eremicus (cactus mouse)
Lineage: Eukaryota; Metazoa; Chordata; Mammalia; Rodentia; Cricetidae
Product: KRAB domain-containing protein 5-like
Exons: 5
Coding region: 1362-1646 (94 amino acids)
Biological process (GO): regulation of DNA-templated transcription
Source: RefSeq, a predicted model, not a curated record